CUGGCCACCAUCAACAACCAGUCUCAGCGCGACUAUACCAUAGGUCUGCGGGUGUAUGACGCAUGCGGUGACGAGGAUGCGGCGCUGCGGCAGACCGUACGGCUUUUGCAGGACACUCAGCCUCCGAAUCCCCCUCUCCUAGGUGUGGUUGCUUUGGGCAGCUCGAGAGUAGCCUCAGGCACGGCGGCGCCCUUGCACGCCUUCACCACGCCCAUCCUGGUGACUGACGCCCGCGCCGCCCACACUAUCACACCCGCUGAUAACGUCUUCACCACAGCGCCCCACCUCACGGACCAGCUGCAGGCGGUGUUGGCCACGGCCGUGCGUCUCGGGGGCGCAGGAGUAGGCGUCAGUGUCGUAUCCAGCUGCGACCACGCCACCCGCGUCCUGCAGGAGAGGGCGGCGCGGGCGGGCAUCAAGAUCCUUCACACGCUGCAGGCGGAGGACGCCACGAGCCUCGGGCGGGACGUGACGCGCUUCGUCACUGGGCAGGUGGGCUACGGCGGCGUGAUGGUGGUGCUUCUCAGUGCUGCAGAGAUCAAUCUGCUGACUGCCGAGUUGGAGGUGCGUCUGCUGAGGAAGCUGAGGCUCCGCUGGGUGCUGACGCCACUGGACGGCGAACCUUCGCUCGGGGGACUUCACGAGGAACAGCUACGGAAGAAACUGCCGGGUUCGCUGCUGGUGGAGGCGCACUCGCCCGUCAUCCCGGGGUUCACGCAGUACUUCGCCUCGGCCGUGGCCGACAACACGUCCGUCGUGGCGCCGCUCGCACGCCGCUCGCUGCGCGCCUCCUCGCACUGCGACCCUGAGAUCUCCGGUUCCCCAUGUUCAGUGUUAAAUGCUGACGACGUCGGGCGCCUGGUAAGCGGCGCACCUACCACAGCCACUGUCAAAGCCGUGUCCUCCCUCGCUGCUGCCUUCAGACUUGUUCAGAUUGAACGCUGUUCCAAGGGUGUCCACUGCCUGCAGGCGCUUCGUCAGGACCUGCACGAAGACGUCCUGAAGGCUCUGCUUAAACUAUCGUUCACUGUGGGCGGCGGCGCAGACCGUAUCCGCUACACUGCUGACGGCCGUCUGGUCAACACCUUUACCAUAAAGCGGGUUUCGUCCGAGGGUCUCCGUCAGGUCGGCGUCUAUCGUGAAGACACGGGUGUUGUGUGGUCGCCGGGCGAGGUUUGGGGAGCUGAUUCUGGUGUCCAUGGGCGCGAGGGACGAACUUUAGAAUUGGUGGCGCCUGAAGAUGGAGAAAACACUAGUGGUGUCCAGGCUGUCCUGCUUACUCAUGAGGACUAUGUUGGCCGAACGUGGGCAUUCUCUGUGUUAGUACUAGCAUGUGUGGGUGUAAUGGCGGCUUUGUAUGUGGCCGUGUAUGUCGCCUUGAGGGUGUGUGAUGGAACACUUACUGGACCUCAGGUUCUGGGUGCUGUUCUGCUAAUUGGAGUUAUGGGUACAUAUGCAUCUUGUGUAGUCUAUGUUCUGCCCCCAAUGCCCAUCACCUGUGCUGUGCGAGAAUGGGCACCACCCAUGUGUCUGGCACUGUGUUAUGGCAUUCUUCUGGUGAAAUCUAUGCAUCUUCGGGCUCUUGUGUCUGUUGGCCUAGGAGGAGAGGUCUCUCAAGUGAAUCUGCAUGUGUCCCUGCUGUUCAUCAUGGGUGUACAAGGAUCACUGUGUGUGCUGGGUCAUGCUGGUGGACAAGGAACAGGAGAGGAACCUCUAGUUAAGAUAGGACUAGAUGGUGAGCGUCACUGUGGAGAGAACCGCGUGGCCACACUUUCAACUCGAAUUUAUUUGAUUGUUCUGCUCUUAAUCACUCUUGUUCUUGGGACCCUGAACCGCAAAAUCCAUAGAAACCACAAUGAGGGCCGAUGGUUAUUGUUAACAUCAUGUGUAUCAGCUCCUGUUGUUGGUGUGUGGACUGUGAUGAGCUACAUGGCUCCAGCCCCAAUGGAAGCACCCACCACCAGUGUGGCUCUCCUAGCUCUUGCCUCAAUUAUCUUAGGCCUUGUGUUCAUACCUAAGAUGAGGAUCAUUGCUCAUCAGGCUAAGGAAUUCAGACACAAACAGUUAGCUGCUGCCAACUCUGUAUCAACAAUUUUUACCCAAAUGGAUGGUGGUCCAUUGGGUGGAAUUCCUCCUCUACAAGAUGGGUUGAAACCUCCAAAGGGAGACAGUCCUAGAUUACACCAAAAGGAUACUGUAGGAUCCACAAGGUCAUCUUUGGCAUCACAGCAGAGCUACAGGGCUGCUUUCAAUGCUGCUUAUGGAAUUCCACAAGAGUCACCCCUCAGCACUCCUCGUCAUGUCAUGAGAAACCCCAUUUAUGAUGCAUCUCAUGGUGCUUACCCGUGAAUGCCAGGGGGGAGAAUUACAAAAUCUUUACUCAUAAUGUUGAAGUAUACAGGUCGGCUCUUUAUUGAAGCAUUCUUGAUGUAUUGUAAGAGAAAAAGUGCCUAGGGAACUGCUUAGUACAAACAAUUGCCAGUAUUGGAACUUAACAGUGGCAAAAUUUUUGAAAUAAGGGAAAGGUGUUGGAAACUUCAAGUGUUUUCUCAGUUCAAUUUGUGAUUGAGCACAGGUG
Messenger RNA from Penaeus monodon (black tiger shrimp), 2578 nucleotides. RefSeq lists its product as uncharacterized. The record is from RefSeq and is a predicted model, not a curated record. Gene Ontology annotation, molecular function: adenylate cyclase inhibiting G protein-coupled glutamate receptor activity. Gene Ontology annotation, biological process: regulation of synaptic transmission, glutamatergic; G protein-coupled glutamate receptor signaling pathway. Gene Ontology annotation, cellular component: membrane. Lineage: Eukaryota; Metazoa; Arthropoda; Malacostraca; Decapoda; Penaeidae.